Molecule: messenger RNA, 455 nt
Organism: Mytilus trossulus (common blue mussel)
Lineage: Eukaryota; Metazoa; Mollusca; Bivalvia; Mytilida; Mytilidae
Source: RefSeq, a predicted model, not a curated record
AACCUAGGGCGAACGGACCUAUUACCGAUUAGAGGGCGCUGAAUUAAAUAUGUCGGAAGAAGGAGCAGGUGAAACCACGAGGGUUAAACGUCAAAAGAUAGAUGACUCGGACUCGUUUUUUAGGGAUUUUUUAAAGAAGGAAAUUGAGAGAGAGUUAUUAGAGGAGGCAUAUACGUCUUUGUGUCGAGGAUCUUCAGAUAUGGUUUUUCGGAUAUUAAAAGUAAUGCAGACCAAUGCUCUUCUCAGUGAGGGAUUCUCGCGUGCAUCUUGUAAAGUUAAGAUGUAUGAAAAAGAAAGGACUGAUAAAAAGCCGCUCGCCCGUCUUUAUGCAGCUGGGUCUAUUUUUAAAAAUGGUAUUUACAUUUUAAAGAAAUUCCUGGCUCCAAACCCGGAAGUUCCGGUAGAUGGAGAACAAAGAGAAGCUUUAAGAAAAUUGUUGAAUUUCUUACUUCAGG